GCAGCCGAGUGUAAUCAGUGUGGAAGCAUGCGGAAUAAUGUGAGAAAAUCAGAGAGCGCGAGAAAAUCACGGGACAAAUUCCACCAAUGGAUCUUUAUACAUGUAUGUACGAGUGACAUCGCUGUUCAUCUCUGUCAGUUUCGGAAGAAAAUAUUUAAAUACCGUGCGGCGCUCGAACUUUGAUUACGUUUUGCUUGACGAACGCAAGACUCUAGCAAUAUUCUUUCUUGACGUCAUAGAGAUGUCCGAAUCCGUAAAAGUGGCAGUAAGAUGUCGGCCUAUAUCCAACAAGGAAUUACAGCAAGGAUGUCAAAACGUCGUGACAAUCGAUUCGCUGACAAAAUCUUGCACUCUGGAAAGUUGUGGCGGUGGAAGUGGAAAAAUUUACCAAUUUGAUGCUGCGUUUAGUCCAUCUGCUUCGACGGAAUCGGUUUAUGAAAAUGUGGGUUCGGUUAUUGUCGAAGCUGUCUUGGAGGGUUAUAAUGGUACCGUGUUUGCUUAUGGACAAACUGGUUGCGGAAAAUCAUUUACUAUGCGAGGAUUCAUCGAACGAGCGUUGGAACAUUUGUUUGAGGCGACUUCCACUGCUAGUUCGGAGACAAGAUACUUAGCGUUGCUGAGCUAUCUUGAGAUCUACAAUGAGCGAUUGCGAGAUCUAUUACAAGACGAUACCGGGGAAACUCUGACUCUGAAAGAGGACCCGACAAAAGGCACUUAUGUCGCAGGUGGUUUGCGCGAAGUUACCGUCAAAGAUGCAACCGAAUGUGCCGCGUUGGUUCAACAAGGCGAUCAAAGAAGAGCAGCAGCCGCGACGAAAAUGAAUGCUGCCAGUUCGAGAAGUCAUGCAGUUUUAACUCUAUCACUCGAAGCAAUUGCCAUUAAUGAUGAUGAUAAACGCGGCAAUGCUAUCAGAAGGGGACGACUGCAUUUAGUCGAUCUUGCAGGAUCUGAAAGACAAGCUAGAACUGGAGCUACAGGUGAUCGUUUGAAGGAAGCUGCCAGUAUCAAUUUGAGUUUGUCAGCAUUGGGGAAUGUCAUUAGUGCAUUGGCUGCCGGAAAUGGAAGACAUGUUCCUUAUAGAGAUAGCAAGCUGACGAGACUAUUACGAGAUAGUCUAGGAGGAAAUGCCAGAACUCUGAUGAUUGCCUGUAUAAGUCCAAGCGACAUUGAUGCUGAAGAAACUCUCAGUACUUUGCGCUAUGCUGCCCGAGCUCGUUGUAUUAAGAAUAAACCCAUUGUUAAUGAAGAUCCCAAAGACGCUCUUCUUAGGCAGUAUCAGUUGGAACUUCAACGUUUGAGAAAAUUACUUGAUUCUAGUGAUCAAUUAAAUGUUGGAUCGGACUUCCAGAAAGAUAUAGAAGAAGAGGGAGAAAGUUUGAAGGAGAAUCAAUAUGCCGAAGAGGUGGAGAAGCUGAGGAAAGAAUGCGAAAACUCAAAUUUAUCAGCUCAAAAGCUAAAAGAAGAGUUAGAAGCCCUAAAAUCUCGAUAUGAAUCGGGAUUAAAUGUGACGAACAAUGUCGACAAGAUUGAAAAUCUGAAUCAAGGGGAUCAAGAAAUGGAUGAAUCAGAUAAGGAACGAAUAGAAAGAAGAAGAAAGAAGAGAGAAGCAGCUUUGCAAGAUGUAUUAAAAAGAUUGGAAAAACUGACGAUUGGCGGAGAAGAGAUCGGGAAUAUAGAAUUGAAGAGGAGAAGAGAGAAAAGGAGGAAGAAGCUAGAAGUUCUUGUAGGGGCAUUGGAAGCUAACGAUGCCAAUGGUAGUGUCUUCCAAGUAUAUGGUCAACUCAGAUCGACCGAGGAUGCGCUGAAAAGGAUGGCGAAGCGAGUGAAACAAUUAGAAGCUGAAGCGACGGAUCUCCAGGCAUCUUGGGAUGCUGAGCGUCGUGAACUUCUUCGAAGAGAAUUAUUGACAUCUCAAGUAUGCGAUCUUAUGAUACCCUAUCUUCGUCCAGGUUGCCCGUUUCGAGAUAUUGCGGCGAUAAGGGCGGCAGCAACCUGGUGUGAUGAAUUAGGACGAUGGCGAUUGCCAGAUGUGUCUCCCCAUAUUCCUCUACCUCCAGCCGCUCCUGUAACGCGAGGGGAUGUUCUUCAUUCGACUGGAAUUUCCUCGAAGGCGGAUCUCAAUAAUAAUAGUAAUAAUAGCGGUAAUAAUGAUGAAGAUGAGAGUGAUCAAGAUAAUGAUAACGAAGGAAAUAGUAAAAGUAUGGAGAAUAAAAAAGGUUGGGAUAUCGUGGACACUUAUUUCCGAAGGAGUAGAGUAAAUACUCUCUUGGCGCACGCGAGAGAAGCAAAAACUUUCGAACCGGGGAAUCGUUUGAGUAGAUCCGGUGGUUCAGAAGACUCGAUGCCGAUCGCAGGUAGCGGCGGCCAUCUGCAAUUAAAUGCACUGAAUUUACAAAGUAGCGCACCGGUACUCGGCGAUAGCCCAAAUCUUCGCAAAUCGACGAUUCGCGGGGGCUGGAUCCACGAUGAACAAUCUAAUCGACCUAUUUACAAUACUUUCAUCAACACCACGAAGAAGCCUCCUCCAAGGAUAUUGGAAGCCUUACCCUCGUAUCCUCACGAUGAUAUGCCUUCCAAAUCACCUGUUCGUCCUGGCAAAGAAGAGUUGAAGAUAUCUGAGAGAGGAGUACCGCCAAAAUUGCUACGCAACAACGAUACCUUUUCUUGUCACCAUCCGUUCCACGUCGAGCACGCUUGUUCGCCGACUUAUUGAUGAAGUCAUCCUAUAGUUAACUUUUAACAAAUCAUCAUAUCUUGUGGCUGUGUGUGUUGAAAAACAAGCUAAAGGAAAUUGUGUGGGAAAUAUGUAAGAUUCAAGAAGCAGAGGUCAAUUCAAAAGAAAUGUCAAGGCUGACAACAAUGAAAAUUAAUGAAUAAUGGAUCAAACUUUAAUCUGUGAGAUGCUGUGCCUUCAAUCUGUUACAAAAGAUGACUUAAUAUAAUAUUCUUCGAACUCUCGCGCUUAUUUCAAGUUUAUAUUAAGAAAUAAA
Molecule: messenger RNA, 2990 nt
Organism: Camponotus floridanus (Florida carpenter ant)
Lineage: Eukaryota; Metazoa; Arthropoda; Insecta; Hymenoptera; Formicidae
Product: osmotic avoidance abnormal protein 3
Exons: 10
Coding region: 101-2713 (870 amino acids)
Biological process (GO): microtubule-based movement
Molecular function (GO): ATP binding; microtubule motor activity; microtubule binding
Source: RefSeq, a predicted model, not a curated record